UUAUGUACGCGUUUCGUCGUCCACUUUUUUCUUGUAAUUUUCUCCAAUAAAUUUAUCCAGAACAAUGAAACGUAAAAUGAUUCUUGAGGAUUAUGGUUUCACAUCAAACAAACGUCCGAAGAUUGAAUGCAAAAUAUCCGAUUUGCCGAAUGAAAUGUUGCGAGAGAUUUUUAAGAAUUUGCCGACAAAAGAUCGUUUAAUUGCCAGACGUGUUUGCAAUUUUUGGAUGGAACUGCUAAACAAAUAUUUCCAAGACGACAAUACUCUUAAAAUAACUGGCUUUAUGGAUUUAUCUGAAACGGGAUUUCCGUACAAAAUAUUCAAGGCGAGAUUAUUUUCCACUAAAGCAAAGCGAGCUUUUUCGCGAUUGCUGAUCUCAUGGUGGCCAGAACAAAAAUACUUAGAUUUGAUCAACUUCGUCAAGUUAAUUGGAGACGAAAUUAGUUUUCUCAAAAUUUCCGGUUUUGCUUUUACGCAAAAAAUCAAGGAACUUUACGACAAUCUGCCUAAUCUGGAAUCAUUGGAGAUUUACGAUGAAGAAUCACUUGGUGAUUUAACGUUUUCGCCCAAACUGAAGUCUAUUAAGAUAGAUUAUAAGUUCACGCAACUCGAAAAAUUACCGGACAUUCAGAAGUUGGCAUCUCUCGAGCAUUUCAGCACAAAAUCUCUUGUCAUCAAACAAAAUUCGGAUGCUCUUGCGUCAUUUCUUGAGCCAAAAUUUAAGAAAAUGUUGGAUAUUAUUAUAGGCGACGCCGUUCUUGAAUCAGAUACGAUUACACUGGAUACAGAUUUCAACUUUUGCGGAGAAGCUAAAUUUACUGCAGACGAUGUGACGACAGCUCAAAUUGGCAAAAACAUACUUAAUAUUGCGCCUUUAGCUAAAUUCAACAACUUAAAGAAAUUGGAACUUUCUACAGAUUAUCAGCAUGCGGUAACGCAUUUCACAACUUUUCAUAGGCGCGUUCAGUUUUCAAGUGUUGUUGAUUUGGAAUUUAGUGGAUCUGGCGAUAUACUAACGAAUUCUAGUGAGCUUCUCAAAAAAUUCCCCAAUAUAGAGACGUUGAGUAUCGAUUCAUGGAUUAUUACAGAUAGCGAUUUUCUCACAAUUUGUCAGAAUAUGCCGAAAUUGAAAAAGUUGUUUUUUGAUGCGUCUACAAUAACUAUCGAAACGCUGUUUAAUCUGAACAAUAUUUCAGUCAAAGACCUUAAGUUGCUUGAAUCACUGUCGGUUCAAACAAAAGCGGAAAAUAUGUCUUCAUCUCAAUUAACAUGGCCCACUCUCCCUCAUUUGAAGAAAGUGAGUUUGUCAGGAGACGGAUUUCGUUACCUUGAAAAAAACUUUUUCACUCAAAUGGUUAAAAAAUCACCUAAAAUAGAAAUUUUUGAAAUUUUCUAUGCAACCGAUUCAGUAGAAAAUGAUCAUUCAAAAUUUUUACCCAUAUUUUCCCAUUUGAAACUAACAAAGCUCAAAGUUCCAGGCGAGGGAGGAAACGUCGGACUGGCUCACAACACUAAUUUAAUUGAUCUUGUAAUCAAGCAUUGCAAAAAUCUGACGGAUAUCGAAAUCCAUGAUAUUAACGGAUUUUCUCUUGCACAAGAGCUCCGCUUAUUCAGAAGUUUACCAAAACUUGAAGUAAUUACAUCUGAAUCGAUGGCAACCAAUUCGACAUGCAGAGUAAUGUCACGCCUUGACAGUAAGAAACUCAAGAGAUAUUUGACUGAAUGUAUUUAUGAUUACAAGGAUUUGGCUGGCACUAUUUCGUAUUUGUACAAUCAUGAAAUUCCCCAUUCGGAGCGAAUUCAAAUGGAGAAGAAUUUCGAUUCAACGUAUUUUGACAGACACAUGAAAACUUUGUACAUUGUCUUACAUGAUUAUUUGAAGUUGAACUACUUUAAUGUCUGUCGUAUUUUGAAAUCAUACGUUGCUGUUGAUUAAUUAUUCUUUGUCACUAAAAACUUAAUUGAUUUAAUCUCUGAAAAUUGAAGAAACAUGAAUAGAAAAUUUUGAAAAAAAAUU
Molecule: messenger RNA, 2017 nt
Organism: Culicoides brevitarsis
Lineage: Eukaryota; Metazoa; Arthropoda; Insecta; Diptera; Ceratopogonidae
Exons: 5
Coding region: 65-1936 (623 amino acids)
Molecular function (GO): protein binding
Source: RefSeq, a predicted model, not a curated record